Micropterus dolomieu (smallmouth bass) is the source of this 2385-nucleotide messenger RNA. Its product is annotated as DENN domain-containing protein 1A-like. NCBI's taxonomy places the organism in Eukaryota, Metazoa, Chordata, Actinopteri, Centrarchiformes, Centrarchidae. The transcript is spliced from 18 exons. Gene Ontology annotation, cellular component: cytosol; clathrin-coated vesicle. Bases 98 to 1573 code for a protein of 491 amino acids. Gene Ontology annotation, biological process: endocytosis; endocytic recycling. Gene Ontology annotation, molecular function: guanyl-nucleotide exchange factor activity; phosphatidylinositol phosphate binding. The record is from RefSeq and is a predicted model, not a curated record.
UGCGCGGAAUGCAGCGCGGGUUUCUUUGGGUCGCGGCGGAAGACGACGCUGCGGAGGCUUUUCAGUCACUCUGAAGUCCGGUCGCAUUUUAGUUUUUAUGAGAGUGCUUAUAGUGAACGCAGGCCUGACAGUCAACCAGGUCGGCCAGAACUUCACAUUUGUGUUGACUGACAUUGAGAGCAAACAGAGAUUUGGCUUCUGUCGCCUCUCCUCGGGUGCCCACCACUGCUACUGCAUUCUCAGCUACCUGCCCUGGUUUGAAGUCUUCUACAAGCUGCUUAAUAUACUUGCAGAUUACACCAUCAAAGGCCAGGAAAGCCAAUGGCAAGAGCUCCUGGUGUCACUACAUACUCUCCCUAUCCCUGAGCCUGGAGUCCCUGUUCAUCUUGGUGUGCAUUCCUUCUUCACUGUGCCUGACACAGGGGAACUCCCCAGCAUACCUGAGAAUAGAAACCUAACAGAGUACUUUGUAGCAGUAGAUGUCAAUAACAUGCUUCAUCUGUACGCUAGUAUGCUUUAUGAACGUCGAAUCCUCAUCUGCUGUAGCAAACUAAGCACUUUAACAGCUUGUGUCCAUGGGUCUGCAGCCAUGUUAUAUCCAAUGCACUGGCAACAUGUUUACAUUCCUGUCCUGCCUCAACAUCUGUUAGAUUAUUGCUGUGCCCCAAUGCCCUACCUCAUCGGAGUACAUUCCAGCCUGAUGGAGAAAGUUCGAGGGAUGGCUCUGGAUGAUGUGGUGGUCCUGAAUGUGGACACAAACACCCUGGAAACCCCUUAUGAUGACCUGCAAAGCCUGCCCAAUGAUGUGGUUUCAUCUUUAAAAAGUCGCUUGAAGAAGGUUUCAGCAACAACUGGGGACGGCGUGGCUCGAGCCUUCCUCAAGACUCAGGCGGCACUGUUCGGCAGCUACAGAAACGCUCUGCAGAUUGAGCCGGAAGAACCAAUAACAUUUAAUGAGGAAACCUUUGUGAACCAUCGUUCCAGUGCCAUGAGACAGUUCCUCCAGAAUGCCAUCCAGCUGCAGCUCUUCAAACAGUUCAUUGACGGCCGCUUGGACCUGUUGAACUCAGGAGAAGGUUUCAGUGACAUCUUUGAGGAGGAGAUCAACAUGGGCGAAUAUGCAGGCAGUGACAAGACCUACCACCAGUGGCUGUUCACUGUGAAGAAAGGAGGCGGGGCUAUCCUCAACACAGUGAAGACCAAGGCAAACCCAGCCAUGAAGACCGUUUACAAGUUUGCUAAGGACCAUGCAAAAAUGCGUAUCAAGGAAGUCAAGAGCCGGCUUAAGCAGAAGGAACAGGCAGAAAAUGGCUUCUCCACAGCAGGGUCAGCGGUCAUUGAUGACGACAACACAGCAGGGUUUACCUCUUCCGCCGGUGCGGUCAGGAGGGAGGGGCCACUGCGAACCUUGGACGACCACAGGCCAAUCACUGUGCACUUUGGACAGGUGGGCAGAAAUGAUGUGGCUCGGCCACCAAUGGUGUUGAAGAGGCCAAGCAGCAAUGUGAGUCUGGAGAGCAGUGUUGACCACGCGCUCCUCCCUAUAGAAGAGGAUACUCCUGAUGUCACCUGAUCAUAUGCUGUUACACUUUAACCCACUUGGUGGUGCCAUUAUACAAGGAACUCUCUGGUCUGAGACAAGAAAACAUCUGCCCGUUUCUAGUUUUCUUUCGUCCUUGGAAAAGGAUAAGAAAAGGGAUGUUUUGGAGAAAAUGAGCUCGCAGCCCUCACUCACUUCAACACCCUCUUUGUUACAUCAGACGUCUGCCAGACACACUAAGGGUCUCCUGCAGAUGGCUUCCUGUGUCUCUUACUGAGACAGAGGAAAGAGACAGCACACUGACAGAUGUUUUACUCUGAACUAUUUCACAUUCUCUGUUGCGUGUGGUUUUGCUUAAUGUUAAUGUGAAAAUGUGAAUAUUACAUGGAGAACAUUUUGUGCCACGCCAGUUUUUCAGUAAGACCAUCCUGAGUGCAUUUUCAAGGAACAUUUUAGUUGCUUCAUUUGAGUGAGUAAGUAAGUAAGUAAGUAAGCUUGAUUUAUUGAGCAUUCUGAGUAUGUUCAGUUUGAUAACUGAUCUAAAAAUGAAAUGAUGUUUUCUAACUUACCAGAAGAGAGAGUUAUGUAAGUCUAAAAUGCGAAGUGAAUGUAAAGUAGCCCACGUUAUAGUGACAGAGUUAAUGAGCAGGAGUAACUGUGUUGCAGCUUUGUACUUCUUCAGGGGGACAGAAAAAAUCUUACACCUUUCAGCUGCCAAAUACAGUCACACAGGGUUCAACGUUUUUGGCUUUCUUUCAGCAACCCUCGACCUUGUUUUGGUGUAUGGUAUUGAAAUUGAACAUUUAGUGGUGUUCCCACAGAAUCCCUCUUUAUCCGACCACUGU